Molecule: messenger RNA, 906 nt
Organism: Lactuca virosa
Lineage: Eukaryota; Viridiplantae; Streptophyta; Magnoliopsida; Asterales; Asteraceae
Source: the annotation of a GenBank genome assembly
AUGGUGGAGAUGGGAUCUUUUCCGCUAUGCAAUAAAGCUGUCACCUUAUGCUCCUACUAUCAUCAAUCACAACCAUCAAUAAUCCAAAAGAGUUAUCACCAUACCAACAACCAAUUCAGGGUUAACUCUUUCAGAGACAGUAAUGGAAAUCAAACCACCAUGUCUGUUUCUUCCGCUUACCAGGUGCUCGACAUAAUGCCUGAUUGCACUUUGUCUGACCUCAAAGCAGCUUUUCGUGCCAAAGUGAAGCAAUUCCAUCCUGAUGUUAUAAAGAGUGAUGAUGGUAAUUCAGAUACAAUGAUUCGCCGUGUCAUUCAAGCCUAUGAGGUGUUAUCCAAUUUAAGCAAAUCAGAGAUCAUUGAAAGUGAAUGUCUAGACCCUUUUGAUGCUCCUGAAUGUGAGGCAUUUGACAUCUUUGUUAAUGAAGUUCUAUGUGCUGGAAAAGGGUGUCCUUAUUCAUGUGUAAAGACAGCACCUCAUGCAUUCACAUUCAGUUCUUCAACAGGAACUGCAUAUGCAACGUCUCAAGGUCAUGGUGAGGACUAUAAGGUACAGCUGGCAGUUGGACAGUGCCCUAGAAACUGCAUACAUUAUGUAACACCUUCUCAAAGGAUUAUUCUCCAGGAGUUACUUGGCAGCAUCUUGAAUGUGCCUUUUGAUUGCUCUGCUGAGGCGGACUUGCUUUAUACGCUCAUUGUAAAAGCCAAGUUUGAAAAUAAUCGGUACAAGAAGCCAAAAAAGCAACCCAAUGUAUCAACUAAACAUGUUGAUUUGGUAUUAAUCAAACAUUAGUUGUUAAGUCUUGUUGCUUUUGUGUACAUCUUGUAUAUAGCAUAAAAGGAGAAAACAAGGGUAUGUAUAGUAUAUUUAUUCAAUUAUGGUGUAUAUUUUUCUCACAUUCGAUAU